AUGUAUCAGGGAGACUCCCCACACUUCCUAUCUCGACUUUUCGAUAACCUACAUGCAGGUGAUCAUAAGCAAUUUGACUGUGAAGACAUUUUUACUGGAGCCACGGUUACCACAUAUGCUGAAAACAUUGAUCUCAUCCAAGCCAUUCCUGGUGUAGCCAAUGUGUGGCCUGUCACAACGCUGUCAACCCCUCGUUCGCCCGAUCUUACCAAUGAAAUCAACGGAAAUCGGCCAGUAAACUACUCAGUCCAUCAUUGGACCGGAGUAGACAAGCUUCACGAGGCUGGAAUGAGAGGAAAAGGCGUCAAAGUCGCGGUUGUGGACACCGGAAUCGACUAUUCCCACCCGGCGCUUGGCGGCUGUUUUGGCCCCGGAUGCAAGGUUGCCGGGGGAUAUGAUCUUGUAGGACCGGAAUGGGAUUCUCGUUCUGAGCGGACUCGCCCUAAGAAACCCGAUAAUAAUCCCAUGGACUAUAAAGGGCAUGGGACUCACGUCGCUGGAAUAAUAGCGGGUGAAAACGAGUGGCUAGUUUUGCUUAUACCGAACUACCUUCCGGCGAAUAUUGCUGAUAGUUUUCGGAACAGGUUUACUGGGGUGGCCCCUGGCGCAGAACUCUUGAUAUUCAAGGUCUUCUCAGAUGAACCACAGGAGCCUAUCCCAUCAGAUACAACCGAAGACGUCCUUAUACAAGCCUUCUGUGACGCAUAUACUGCUGGCGCCGAUGUAAUUACGGCCAGCGUCAACCGACCUGGUGGAUUUAGCGAUAGUCCGUGGGCUUUGGUUGCCAACCGAAUUGUUGAACGUGGGGUGUUUGUAUCUAUCGCUGCAGGAAACGAGGGAACAAGAGGGCCGUUUUACUCUGGAGUAGGGUCGAACGGACGCCACGUCGUCUCGGUGGCAGCCAUUAAUGCCACAGGCAAUCCACUGAUAUCAGAUCCAGAUUCAAACUCAGAUUCACAGCAUAGACCAAUUGCCGCAUACUUUACUUCCUGGGGGCCAACAAACGAACUUAUCAUGAAACCAGACAUCGGGGCACCUGGGUACAACAUUCUCAGUACUUACCUUGACCAAGGAUUUGAGACAGACAGUGGAUCGUCUAUGGCGGCACCGUACAUCGCUGGCAUCGCAGCUUUGUAUAUCGCACACCAUGGUGGUAGAGAGCUCCAUGGCCCAAGCUUUGCAAAAAAACUGGCUCAAAGAAUUGUUGCAAGUGGUCGAAAUGUUGCUUGGAGUGCAGGCGACGUUGUUUUCAACGAAUCUGCGCCCCCUUUCCAGGUCGGGACGGGGCUAGUGGACGCCUGGAAGGUAUUGAAUUAUACCACGCAAGUUUCAUUUGAACCCAUCUCGCUUCUCGAUACCGAGUUGUUCCAAGCUGAGUGGGACAUUGAAAUAACGAAUAACGCGAACCAAACAGUUAUAUACACAUUUGCACACGAGUCUCUUCCAGGAGUAGAAAUAUAUGAUGGAGUCAGCGAUAUUCGCCCUUUAUCUCAACUACAGCCUCUCAGAAUCGUGCCAGGCCUUUCUCUCCCUCCAAACACGACCCUUCACUCUGGUCAGACCAAGACACUCAGAGUUAGAUUUGAGCUGCCGGCUGGGGCCGACGAUGACAUGCUUCCAUUAUUCAGCGGCAAAAUAUGGAUGAAAGGCAAUAAUGGCGAGCAGCUAUGCAUUCCAUACGGAGGGGCUGCUUAUGAUACCGAGAAAGCAUUUGACACCAUGUUCGAUGGUGCACCUAUGAUAGACGGUUGGCGCGACGGUGCUACGUGGUCUUUUGACCCUGCAAAAACGCCUAGCGACUUUGCCGAUGUAUCCAGUCGACUCAGCUACCCCUGUUUUCAUCUCCGCUGGGAUAUUUUCGACGCUGGUUGGACUGAAUCACAAUGGCGAUUCCCCCCCGAAAUUGGCAAAAGAGAAUAUGUUGGGUCUGCCACUUCAGUGCGUGAUUCGGACAAGUUCUUAUGGUUCGAUGCGUCAGACGUCGACAUAAAUGACACAGUUUCAUUCCCUCUGACUCGAAUACCCCGAGGAUAUCAGCGAUAUUGGUGGUUCGGAAAAUUGUCAAACGGCACACAGAUAUCUCCAGGCAACUACACGUAA
Messenger RNA from Metarhizium acridum CQMa 102, 2100 nucleotides. NCBI's taxonomy places the organism in Eukaryota, Fungi, Ascomycota, Sordariomycetes, Hypocreales, Clavicipitaceae. The record is from RefSeq and is a predicted model, not a curated record.